Molecule: messenger RNA, 621 nt
Organism: Guyanagaster necrorhizus
Lineage: Eukaryota; Fungi; Basidiomycota; Agaricomycetes; Agaricales; Physalacriaceae
Exons: 1
Coding region: 1-621 (206 amino acids)
Source: RefSeq, a predicted model, not a curated record
AUGUACCCUGGAAACUCUCCUGCCGUUCUGCGUUUGUAUCAGAUACAAACUGCUGUGACAGACGAGAUGUUGACCAAUGUCAAGAAAAGAACGAAUAGACGCGAUACGUCACAGCCACGUGAACAGAAUAACGGUCUGUCCGACUCACAUCCCUUUCGCCGCCGCCAUUCCCAAUCCGGUCUACAUGAUAUCGUGUCUUGCUCUUUGGACCCCAACUACAAUGGCAUCUUCGUUCUCGACUGGCAGCAAUUGACAUGCUUCAAGAGGCCAUUGACUAUGUUCCCACCUCCAAUUGAAUCGUGCAGUAGGCAGUUCGACAUGUACAUCGAUACUGCGUCUGACGUUCCAGGGUGCAUCCGCAGCCAUGCUAUGUUAUUCUCAUUCUCAGGUUCGAAACCGGUCUCUAUACUCGGCAACAAGCAUACUACAUGUCGUAUUUUCCCACUAUCUCUUAUUCAAACAGAGAGCUCACGGAGAUAUCAAUCGCGUUCCUCGCGGAGAGUAUCCUCUCCCUGUCCGCAGUGCUCGUUUUACAUCCGACCAUGCCAAUUCCCACCGCCAUUGGCACCAUUAUGGUUAAUGACGAGCACUGAGGGUGGCAUCCCUCAUGAAUGCAGAUAA